Anthonomus grandis grandis is the source of this 8411-nucleotide messenger RNA. It is a transcript of the gene Atet, whose product is annotated as ATP-binding cassette sub-family G member 4. Gene Ontology annotation, molecular function: ATP hydrolysis activity; ATP binding; ABC-type transporter activity. The transcript has 14 exons. Bases 349 to 2493 code for a protein of 714 amino acids. Gene Ontology annotation, cellular component: plasma membrane. NCBI's taxonomy places the organism in Eukaryota, Metazoa, Arthropoda, Insecta, Coleoptera, Curculionidae. The record is from RefSeq and is a predicted model, not a curated record.
CUAUACAUUGUACACCUUUGCCUGCUUAGUUUGACUUUUAUCGGAAGACGAAUUACGAAUUUUUGUUAAAAUUUAAAAGACAAUUCGCCGGAUUAAAUUUUUUUGGUGCUCAAAUUAACUAAAAUACUCAUUUAAAAGACAAACAUUUACAAAUAAACGCUUGUCAGUGCACGAUAGUAUUCGUAUUUAAGGUGAAUGUUUUGUCGCGAAAACAUCGCAACUUUACGGGUGGCUGGAUCAUAAGGAUUUUUUUGUGGUUCCAAAAUUUCACUGUGGUCAGCACUACGAGUGUGAUUCUUAGAUAGUCUAAAGAGGUGAAUGAUCAACUAACAGCAACCUGAUGACGUAAUGGCCCGAGCUAAUCAAAUCAAUAUCACGUUACCGUCAGCUGAUUCGGAGGACCAAGAAUGCGUAAUUUAUAAUGCGAAAUCGGGAACCGUCUAUUCACCACCUGAAUCUCUUAAUAAUGCAUCUGUUUUAAGUGGCUCACAAUCAAAUCUAUGCAAUGGAACGGCGUCUAUUACGAUCACAAAAGCAAAUAAUACAGUAAGAAAUACUCUACGAAACAACAAUGCAAAGAAGCCCAACGUUUCUUUGACGCAUCUUUCGAAAAGGCCACCCGUUGAUAUUCAGUUCACAGAUCUGAAAUACUCAGUAUCCGAAGGAAGAAGGAGAGGAUACAAGACUAUCCUUAAAGGCGUAAAUGGCAAAUUUAAAUCUGGAGAGUUGACGGGGAUAAUGGGCCCCUCAGGGGCCGGCAAAAGUACAUUAAUGAAUAUCUUAGCUGGAUAUAGGACAUCGAACUUAGAGGGAUCAGUUCUGAUAAAUAAUAAAGAGAGGAGUUUACGAAGAUUUAGAAAGAUGUCCUGUUACAUCAUGCAGGACGAUUGUUUACAACCUCAUCUUACCGUGCAAGAAGCAAUGACAGUUUCAGCGAAUCUCAAAAUAGGAAAAAACGUGUCUAAUUCAGAAAAAAAGGCUAUUAUUAAUGAGGUGAUGGAAAUAUUAGGACUUUCUGAUUGUAAACACACACCAUCUGUUUGUUUAUCUGGCGGACAACGAAAAAGACUGUCGAUAGCUUUAGAGUUAGUGAAUAACCCUCCAGUAAUGUUUUUUGAUGAACCGACCAGUGGACUUGAUAGUUCAUCCUGCUUUCAGUGUUUGUGUUUGCUAAAAUCAUUAGCCAGAGGAGGAAGGACAAUAAUUUGCACAAUUCAUCAGCCUUCUGCGCGAUUAUUUGAAAUGUUUGACAACCUCUAUAUGCUGGCAGAAGGGCAAUGUAUAUACAGAGGACCCGUUAUGAAUCUUGUACCAUUUUUAUCUGGAAUGAAUUUAAAUUGUCCUAGUUAUCACAAUCCUGCCGAUUAUGUAAUGGAGGUAGCCUGCGGAGAGCACGGCGACUACGUACAAAAACUUGUGGUUGCAGUUAACGCUGGUCGUUGUAAUACGGUUUUGUCAAAAGCUCUAGAAGCUACGCAAAAAGUAAUUUCCAAUGAUAUCGCCAAAGAGACAACGCAAAUUAAAUCGAAUGGAGAUUGCCUCAGCUUGCCUAAUGGAUCUGCAAAGGGUACUGGACUUGCACCGCCUACUUGCACAACUUCUUUAUUAGACUCAUCAGAAAAUUUAACGCAAGACAAACAUGGUUUUCCGACCUCCGGAUUCCACCAAUUUCUAGUCCUAUUUAUGAGAAGUGUUUGUAUUAUAUUUAGAGAUAAGACGCUAACAAGGCUUAGAUUAGUAGCACAUUUCAUAGUAGGAAUUUUAAUAGGAGCAAUUUUUUAUGGUAUUGGCAACGAUGCAGCGAAAGUGAUGAGCAACGCUGGCUGCCUCUUUUUUACUGUUAUGUUUAUGAUGUUUACCGCUAUGAUGCCUACAAUAUUAACAUUUCCAUUGGAGAUGUCUGUAUUUGUACGGGAACAUCUAAAUUACUGGUAUUCGCUCAAAGCAUAUUAUUUUGCAAAGACUUUAGCUGAUAUACCAUUUCAAAUAGCCUUAACGACGUGUUAUAUAGUAGGAGUAUAUUUCAUUACUGAUCAGCCUUUAGAUCCCACAAGAUUUUUUAUGUUCUUAUUGAUAGCGGUGCUGACUGCUUUAGUAUCACAAAGCUUCGGACUUUUGGUUGGCGCUGCUUUUAAUAUUGAGAGCGGAGUAUUCCUUGGUCCUAUUUCUACGAUACCCAUGGUCCUAUUUUCCGGGUUCUUCGCCAAACUUCAAGACAUUCCUUUUUACUUUCAAUGGUUACCUUAUCUCAGCUACGUAAAGUACAGCUUCGAAGGAACUAUGGUCGCCAUUUACGGCUUAGAUCGGCCGAAACUAAGCUGCACGGCCGAUUACUGUCAUUUCAAGUACCCUAAAAGUUUUCUAGAAGAAAUGUCAUUUAAAGGAGACAUGAUGACUUACUUUAUUGAUAUUGCGGUACUUUCAGGCUUGUUUGUAUUUCUUCGGAUAUUAGCCUUUUUCGUACUCCGAAUAAAAUUAUUCCAAAACCGUUAAGUUAUAGGUGAAGUAUGAAUGUUUCGGUAAUAUCAAUGGACUAAGCUUUUAGAACUGAAAAAAUAACGACUUUUAUUGCUUUUUUGUUAAAGUUAUUAUGAUAAUUUUUCAGUUCUUAAAUAUUUUGUACAAUAUACAAAGAUUAUUAAGGCAAGAGGGUUUUCUUAGAUUACAAGUAAUUUUCAAUUAGAUUGAAAAACAAUAAAAAUUAAAUUCUAAAUUACGCCUAAAGAAAUAUCAAAUUAAUAUUUUAUUUGGCAGGGGAAUCACAGCAUGUAGGACCAUUAUUUUUCAACUAUAAAGGGGUUUUUAGAAUAUUAUUUUAAAUAAAAAAAUGAAAUCUUGAAUUUAGUGUCGAUAAGCUUUCUAUACAGUAAUCCGUGUAUGUCAAGGAUGCAAUUUUCAACACUUAAAUAAUGUGGUAAAUGCAUUUAUAUAAUUUAUUUUAAUACAUAUUUUACACAUUUCAAUCUUUAACUUUACAUACGAGUUGAAUAUUCGCCAGUCGUCUGUGAAGUCUUUAAACGAUACCUUUGACAAAUAAACCGCAAAAUAGAAUAUUGCUAGAGGCAGCUAUAAACAUAAUUUGUUUUCUUUUAUUGCAUUUUUUUUAAAUUUUAUAAAAGUAAUUAGGAGAAAAUUUUUUUAUUCUUGCUAGUUUACCUCUAGAGGAUGUAAUGACGUAUGAAAGCUAUACCAACUUAAAGAUUAAGUACUAUAAUAAAAAUUAAACGAUAGAUAUGCAAGCAGUUCAAAAAAGGUAUAAGCAUUAGAAUUUUGGCAUAAAUUAAAUAGAUCAUAUUUCAAGAAUCAAAUAAAAUGUUGUACAUGGUGCUCGUUUCCCUCUAUAAAAACUGAAGAUUAUUUAUAACCUGUUUAUACAAUUCCCUUGAAAUUAAUCGUAUUUGCUCCCAGAUUUUUUUCAUUUGAUUUGUAUCCGCUUAUUGCGUCUCACUUUUAAGGUUAACUCUGAAGAAAUAAUUCAGAGGCGACAAGUCCUUGCUCCUAUCGAGACAGCACAAAUCUAUCUAAUAGACAUCCAAAGAUAUCCUCUUUUUUAAAAUAUGAGUGUCCAGUGGAUAGUACUAUCUUGGUUCUUUUUUUAAACACAUCCAAUGUCUUUUUGUUAUUGUUUGACCUUUUGUUGGCUUUUUGUUAUUGCUUAUUUUAUUGAAGCUUAUUUAAUUGAAUAUUUCCCAAUGGUUUCUCAUUUUUUUCAAGCGUUAGAAUUUCAUAAAUCAUCAUUCGACCAGUAAUGGAUGUUUAUUGUAGCUAUACAAAUAUGGCUCCAAUGGCCUCUAAAAUCUAUACAUUGGACUCGGGUAAACAAACUAUAAUUUUUAAAACAUCUUUUAUAAGACCAAUGAAACUCCAUUCGAUAAAAAUAGCUUAAAAUAUGUUGGCUUGUACAAAUUAAUUAUAUACAACUUACACUUACAACUUACAAAUAUAUUAUUAUCCAGAGGAUGUCCAUAAUUAAUCCAUGAAUAUUUCGAAGACUGGACUAAUGCAGGACAUCCAUUGGAGAAUGUUGUUUGGGUAGGAGUUCAGUGAAUAUUGAUUGCUCCUCAUAUUAAAUUCACUUAAUGCGGAAUUGUUGAACUUUACUUUAUAAAAGAUGAUUCUUAUAUAAAGGGCGUUUCAAUAACAGCGCAAGAUUUCAGUGUUCAAUAAACCAUUGUUUUCUGUACCAAAGUAUUGAAAGAUUUGCUGAUGUAGAAAACAUACAUUUGGGAAUCAAAAUAUGUGAAACAAAAUAGCUUGUAAAUAUUUGGCAUAUGCUCACCCUCUUAACAAUUGCCAAUAACGUUAUUGUAUACAUGUGGUAGUAUUUUAUUGAUACAGCAUCUAAUUUCAGUUUUAAAUAAUUAGAUGGCUUAUUGGCAUAAACCUGUGAAUUAAAAUAACCAUACCCAGAAGUCUAAAGGCCUAAAUCGAGAAAUGACACGACCAGGAGCAAACUUGUGCAAGAUCAUCAAUGUUUCUAUUGUUGUUGCAAGAUCGUCAACGGUAUGACAAGGGGCACCGUCCUGCUGAAACCACACGUCUUCAAGAUCAAUUGCAUCCAAAUGAGGUACAAGAAGCUGUGUUAUCAUAACACGAUAUCGUUUGCCAUUCAUCGUUACUGCAUCAUCUUCUUCGUUUUCGAAGAAAAAUGAUCCAAUUAUUUCUCCAAACCAUAAUGCACACCAUACAGUAACCUAUUGUAAAUUCGUUGUUUUAGGAUGAAUCAUUCAUGGAUUUUUUAAGUUUUACCUAUUAUCGAAGCUAUCGAAGUAAAAAUGCACCUCAUCGCUGAAAAUGAUUUUGUUUGCAAAAUCAGCUGGUUGCUCAAGGAUCCAAUGGCUGAAUUCUCUUCGCUGUGCAUGGUCUGUUGGCAGAAGGUGUUAAGUCAGUUAGAGUUUAUGGCUGUAUAUCUUUAGUGAGAAUUCGCUAAAGAGUGGCUGUUUUUUCAAUUCUUCUGACCGAUGACGAAUUGAUGUCUCUAGCGUUUCUGUCACACUCUCGCAAACUGCCCUGCGCUGUGAUUCAAAAAUCACGACUUGAACUCGAUACGAUCAUGACUUUAAUUCGAUCGCAAUUCAGUGGUGACGAGAAGGAUGAUUCUAAAAUUCAAUCGUCGGCCAAACUCGUUUAAUUUGAUUUGAUUUAGGUUUGUUGGUAUAUAUUUUUUAUAUUCCCUGACAUUUGACAGAUGGAAGUGUCAAUUGUCUUUUCUAUUAAUAAACACUUUCAGAAUUUUUAUUUGUUUUUUAAUUUUUUUGCCUCCGUGUAUUUCUAUUUAAAUAUAUACUCAUAUUAUUUCUUUAAAAUGAAAGAAUGUGGUUUAAGACGACCACUCAUGGAAAUCAUGAAAAAUUGCAAAAACUUGUUGUGUUCGUUUACAAAAACUUUUGGUUUUAAUAUGGCAACAUGGUUGCAAUCAAAAUCAAAAAUUAGCACCUAUAAUACCAGGGAAAUUGGAUCUCUCCAUAAAUGCUGAUUUAUUAAGCUGUCUCUCAUAUUAUUAUCUUGUAUUUGGAAAAUUAAUGAAUCGGUCACAAAGGUAAUUGUCAAUUAUUUUAGUAAUUUUAUGGAUCCAACGACUUGCAGGACUUUCGUUAAUUUCAAAAUUAAAAUCUUGUCCAAUGCUUCUUUGGUAACAACCUAUGGAAUAAAAUCUUGACAUACUAAAAUUGCCAAUUUAAUGGUAACUCGACUUCCUCUGCCUCCAUUAUUGACACGAGGUUGUGGAAAAUAGGGUCAAAUUAGAUCUAUUAAUAGAUAAACAGUCGAUGAAAUAAAUACGUUUAAAAAAGGAUGCACGUAUUAAAUAAGGAAAAAGCUAUAUCGUCUGGUAGAUACGAUAUACACAAGCGUAUCGUCGACAAAUCAUUAAAAACUAGUCAAUCCGCAAGACACUCACGAUUGAAAAUUUUAUUUAGAAUCAGUCAUAUCGAGUAAUCGGGUCGAAUCGUAAUUUUUUUCCCAGUACUGAUAUUUUGUUCUGAACGACCUCUACGAGGUCGUGUCGUAUAUUUCACAUCACUAACCAAACCAGUACUUCCAAAUUUUUUGAUUAUUCUUUUAAAGUAAAUUAAUUAGGAACAAUAUUUUGACCGAACAUUGGACGAACUUUACAAAUAGUGGCAAUUAAACUUCUACCAGUUCGGCAUUAAUUUUUGACAAUCAGGAGGUGUUGUUCUGCAGUGUAAUGCUCCAUGCUUAAUAACUCCCAUUUGUCAACUUUUGAUUUGCACGUUAUAAUCUUGUGACACUAUGACUGUCAAACUUGACGCGUAAUUCAAAUCUUGCGCUCUUAUUGAAACACCCUUCAAAAUAAAAAAGCGCAUUAUCCGUAAAUGGCUCUAUUGCAACUGAAAUUGCUCAAACCGCUUUACACCUGUUGGCGCUGUCACAUUUGAAGAGGAUAUCUUUUAAUAUAACAUAUCGUUUAAGUGGUUUCUUACCUUGAGACAUGUUAUGAGAAUUUUCUGUUGCCAUGCAAACGUUUUGAUUUCAAUAUUUUUUACAUAAUAACCAGUAAUAGAGUCAAAUAUGUAUCUGUUUUGAUGUAUUUGUUUGUGAAACAUGCUUUGACCGAGUAAGUAGUAGUAAGUAGAAAAAAAAUUAAAAAGGGAGAGCAAGAAAAGACUAAUGUUGCUACUACUAAUUCCUCUCACUUACUUUUAUCUAAUUUUGCCCUAUCCCUAUGCUUUUGAUUUCUGAAGGUCAUUAAGAUUAUUCUUCAAUAACGAGCAAUAUUCCCCCUGUUCUCUUUAUAAGUCUUUGGUACUUCUCUUUUUACCUUUUUUGAAUGUAUGGAAAAAUACCUAAAUAUAUCCUAUUAGGUUGGAAUGUGUAUUUAUUAAAUCUUUAAAUAUACGAUUUAAUUUUAUAACUACCCUGGGCGCCUAAGAAGCAUACCAUUAAAUUAAUAUGUACUCUAUCUAUUAUUUAUUAAAUUUAAGCUUAGUCCAUUCUUAAUCCCUUUUUGCAAUGUGAUAGUAAUUAUUGACAAAAGAAAAAUAAAAAUAGUUAUUAUAAUUAUAUUUAAGUAAGCAGGUUCGGACAUUUUGUGAUUAUUUUAUUUUAGGCAGGAUCAGGAUACUAAUUUAGUAAAUACAUUCUGAAGGAAGUAAAAAUAAAUAAGCAAAUUAUAAUAGCAGCUCUAAAUAUUUAAAUACUUCAAAGCAACAUAAAAUAAGGGCGUUUGUUAAUGAUUAAUUGCUACUUGCACCGGAUUCUAAACAUUGAUUAACUUUUAACAAAGAUUUAAGAAAAAUAAGUUAAUAACUGCUUAACCAAUUUUAGUUUUUUUUUUAUAUAUUCCACCUAGUUUAUAUAUCAAAGUUCAAAAUUUCUUUAAGCUGACUCACGAACGUCAAAAAUACUCUUAAUUCAGCUUUUGUUUUGAUGUAUUUUGUUUGUGUUUUUGCCGAGUUUGAUUGUAAGGAUGGAUUUUGAUUAGGAAAGACAGGCUUAGGGCUUUUUACGGCAUAUCGUACUCAUGCAAGAGUAGAAUUAGGCAUAGUCUAAAAACUAUUGUUUUUGGAGUGAUUUUCAUAGAUGAUCACAUAUUAUCUAAGAAGAAAGUCUUUUAGUAUUAAUUUCGGACCUUAGUGAUUCUCAAAUAUGAGCCCUCAUUACAUUAAAGUCUAUGGGCCCCAAUUUAUUCAAAUAAUUACUAGUGUGCAUUUCUACCAAAUCUUUUAUAAUGAAAAUACGGUGAGGUUUAGGAUUUAAGAAACUUAUCUUUUUUUGUUCUUAAACUUGGUAAUGAAUUUAUCCAAUAUGUUAAAGAACACGGUGUAAGUAGCUACAACGUACCAUAGCAAAUGUAAUGCAUAUAGUAGAAUGCAUAAUAUUGAUUGCAAAUUAAUAUAUUAUAUAGGUUCAGGUUAUUUUUAUUAAGGACGUUGUUUUAAAUAAAAUCACAAAAAUACAUUUUAGCAUCACAUUAUUUUUGUAUAAUUUUACAUUGAUAUUAUUUAAUUAGUAAACCACCCUGCGUAAAAGUAUUUAAAAAUGCUUUAUGUUCUUAAAACACGUUUAGUAUUCCAGUUUAAAGUAAUUAAUUUAAACUUCAAUUGAAAUUGUCCUACAAUUUUUUAGUACGUUUUGGCAGUUGACUAGCAUUUUAUUUUAAUACCACUUUUGUUAAUUUUAACUUUUUUAUAACAAUGAAAAAUUAUACCGAGAAAUUUUUUAAUAAUGAAGUGUAAAGCUUAGAGUUAUAUAAUAACAAUAAGUUUACAUUGCAAAAUGUAGAUAGUCUGUAGAAUGUAUCAGUAUCUAGAUGUUUUAUUUUUGUAUUAUUUUAGGAAUAUUUAAAAUUGAGAUUAAAAUAUUUUCACUCAAUCCUUGUACCUAUAGUGAUGUAUUUAUGUAGUUUUAAUUACUCAAUAUUUACAAAUACAUUUUUUAUAUCUGCUAAA